AUGGAACGCCACCUGAACGGCAACGUUCCAGCCCCCUUUUCGGGGCUCCAAGAGACCGAGGCGUCAGUCCCAUCAAGUCCUACACACACGUUCCGCAUGAACGCGCGCCCUUUCUCGUCUCCGGUAGGCACCUUAGUACCCGUACUCUCGUCCUUGUCGCCCGACACUGCGCUUACCGCAGCUGAGCUUGGCCGCUUGCAAGAUCGGGUAUCGACACUGGAUCGGGACCUCCAGAAGGCUUCUCAGCGUGCUCAGGCGGCAAUCUCUCAGCGUGAUCAAGCCAGGGCGGCGCAUAUCGCUACCCAGGAUCGUGUUUCCGCGGCUCGAGACACUAUCGCCCGGCUGGAAAAGUGGAUUAACCAAGUCGAGAGGUCUCAGAAGUCGCGUCAGGAUCUCGAGUCUGCCCUCGCAACGCUUCAGCAGGAGAAAGAUGCUCUGGCAGUUCAAAGAGAUGAGGUGCUCGGUCAGCUUUGCGAGCGUUUCAUGGAGGUCACCGACCUACGGGCCGAACGGGACCAGGCGCAGGAGAGGUUGUCCAACAUUGCGUCCCUUCUCCCUUCCGCGCCGAGCCACAAGCGAGCACGCUCUGAGUCCGAGUGUCCAACCCAGUCUACCCGUGUCUCCAAGGCCGCUCGAUCGUCUUCACGUCUCUCUCAGGCUGGCACUUCGAGUCAUGCCCCUGCAUCUACACCCUCGAUCGAGCUUGUGUCUGCCGUGGCUGCCGGCCAGAAGGCUGAAGGAUUGGUGUUAUCUCCUUCAUCCGCUGGUCCUCCUGAUCAUCUCCCUCGAUCUGUCCGAUCGACCACUAAGGGUGGCAGCGGAGACGUUUCGUCUUCCCUUGCAGCUUCUGAGGCAGGCGCGCUUCGUGAUGGUGGCGAGAGCUCUUCCGGCGAAUCUGGUUCAACUCACGUUUUUGACUCGGACGCCACGGGAAGCGACAGUGGCUCUCCGGAGUCGAGUCGUGCCAAGAACGAGUUUGGAAAGCCAUCCGGUCCUCUAUCGGACGCUGAGCUGGCGGCUUUUUUUGCCGCCUACAACGGUUCCCCGAUCGGAGUGAAUUCCCGGUUAUCGCGAUUGUCGCAGCUUUCGCGGCCAUGGCAUCGUCCCCUGGUCUGCGAUAUUCGUCAAACCAGCAUCGUGGAGACGGACGCGGAUCUGCUGUUUCACCACUACACCAAGCCGAUGGAGUGGCUAAUUCCUCUCCGUCGCGACUUGAUCGAGCCUGCUCCGUGGGAGGUCCUUGCUGCCCCGCUUGACCCUCUCACGUUCAAAAGUCGGGGUUGGUUCCGGCACAUGAAGCGACUUUACGCUUCGUACGAGGAUGAGCAUCUUCGGGACUCCACCCACGCCUUUCCGGUAAGCAUUACCAAGCGUCGCGCCAGUCGCUACUUGGACGCGUUCUACACUGGCCGCAAGCAGCGUCGAUCCAGAGCUGGCGCCCGGUGGGAGUCGUUCCUUCAGCAGGUGCUGAUCGGCUUGCUCCGGGGUUACUGCGAUUUUGACUUGUUGCUGGAUCCCUUCUUCCUGCAUUUCCCUCGACCCGGUGAGGCAGGUGCCUGGUAUCCUGGGAUCGAGGACGGCGCCAAUCCUGCCGAUCUACUGGAGGCGUUGACCAUCACGGACGCGGUCGAUAGCUGGCGUAACCAUUAUUGUGACGUGCCCGAGGACCAUCCGGCGUUUGGGAUUGCUCUCCUGCGCGGUAAAUUCUUAUCCUCCUCUCCCUGA
Molecule: messenger RNA, 1725 nt
Organism: Phytophthora nicotianae INRA-310
Lineage: Eukaryota; Oomycota; Peronosporomycetes; Peronosporales; Peronosporaceae
Exons: 4
Coding region: 1-1725 (574 amino acids)
Source: RefSeq, a predicted model, not a curated record